GACCCUCACAAUUUCUUAGCAAAGGGGUUAUCUCGUCCGAUGAGUUCCAAGCUUCUUCGUGACCCAACCAACACUUGAAAUAAAUACUUCCUCUCCUAGGGUUUGAAUCUCUCAACAGAAUUACGAAUUUCAAGUUUUAUUGUUCAGGUUUAGGUACUGUUGAAAUAUGGGGUUCAAAUCAGUUUAUAGGGCAUUGCAAGAUGUUUUUCCAGAGGUUGAUUCUCGUGCUCUGAAAGCUGUGGCUAUAGAACAUUCUAAGGAUGCCGAUUUGGCUGUGGAGGUUGUUCUUGUUGAGGUUAUCCCUAAUCUUCCUAAAAAAGCAAUUACAGUUGGUUCUUCAAGUAGUAGUAAGAGCUCAUCCAGUUUACUUGAAGGUGGCGGUGAAACUAGUAAACCCGAGUCAACUAUGGAUCGUUUAGCUGUUAAUUUAAAUGAUCAUGAACAGUCAACUAAAGAUUAUGUUGUUUCGAGCAUUGAUGGAAGCUUACCUGGUGUAACAGAAGCUUUGGAUGCUAGUGAUACCGCUCAACUUAACAGUCACACAGUUAUAGAGCCUGUAAAUCCCGAAUCACUUGCCACAUCAUCUUAUCACGAUGCAAAUGGUGAACCCGAAACUGAAUGCUCAUCAAGAUUCUUGGAGACGUUUGGAGACAACAUUGCUAUGAAUCACGACAGCACUUCUUCUGACAGCCAAAAUCAAGGAUGCGUGAAAGCUGGAUGCGAAAUUGUUGAUAAUGAAACAAUAUUUGUUCCAGCAAGCAACCAUUUAGUUGGAGUUUGUGAAACAAAUAUAGUUGCGACUCAAGAAUCGGGUCCCACUUUAUCAAAAUCUGCCUCGGAGAAAGAAGCGUCUGAAGUUGAGUUUGAUGAUUUAGAUGGUGGGUCGGGUAUGAGUUCUGUGCUGACUAGAUCAGAAGAAAAGUGUAGCAUUGAGCUUCUUGAGGAAAUUAUUGAAGAUGCUAAAAAUAACAAGCAGGCCCUCGUAUCGGCCAUGGAUUCAGUCGUUGAUCUUUUUCGAGAAGUAGAAUUGAAAGAAAAAGCUGCUGACGAAGCAAAAGAGGAAGCCACUCAGGGUUGCUCGGAUAUUCUUGCUAAGGCAAACGAGGUCAAAAAUGCACUUUUAAGGGCAAAAGAAACAAACGACAUGCAUGCUGGAGAAGUUAAUGCAGAGAAGGCUAUUUUAGCCACCGAAUUGAAAGAGCUUCAACUUCGUUUAUUCACAUUGUCAGAUGAGAGAAAGAGGUCGCUUGCUAUUCUUGAUGAGAUGCGCAAAGCUUUAGAAUCUAGAUUGGCUGCCGCUUUGGAUGAAAUAGCAACAGCCGAGCAACAAAAGCUAGAAAACGAACGGGCUGCUAAAGAAGCACUUUUAUAUCAAGAAAGCCAAAUGGAAAAAGUUGUUGAAGAGGCAAAGAAACUGAAACUCGUAGCCGAGGAGAAUACCAAGUUGCAAGAAUUUCUCAUGGACCGUGGCCGCGCAGUUGAUAUUUUACAAGGAGAAAUUUCCGUCAAAUGUCAGGACGUGUUACUGCUAAAAGAGAAGUUCGACAAAGGAAUACCGCUAACCCGAUCCCGAUCGCUUUCAUCUAGCCAAACAUCAUCGAUCUUAGCGUCUUCCGGUUCAUCGUUUAGAAGUGUCAUUAAACCCCUUGAACCUGAACCCGAGCUCGAAACAUUUGAAAGCCUUAUGAAGAGUACGGAGAUGAAUGAUUCAUAUGAUUUCGUCCUUAAAAUCCGUGAACCAGAGCCGACAUAUGAAAGCCUAAUGAAGGGUAGAGAGCUUGAUGAUUUGUAUGGAUUUGUUGACAAGAGUUUGACGUCGGAUGUAGCUCCAGAAGAAACUGCAAGUCGUGUUGGUGACCGUAAGAAGCUUCAGGAAGACGGAUGGGAGUUUUUUGACAACUGAUCUAUCAUCUACGGGACGUAUGUUAUUAUAUUUAUAAGUAUAUCUUUUGUAUGACCCUAACUUUGACCUUUUGUUUCGGCCCGUCGAAGUAGUAGUUAUUCACAAACUUUGUUUUCUGCUUUUACAUUGUUAAACUAAGUCGUUAUAAUAAAAAGCAGAACUAAACACGUGAA
Messenger RNA from Helianthus annuus (common sunflower), 2076 nucleotides. RefSeq lists its product as uncharacterized. Gene Ontology annotation, molecular function: ubiquitin binding. The record is from RefSeq and is a predicted model, not a curated record. The transcript is spliced from 10 exons. NCBI's taxonomy places the organism in Eukaryota, Viridiplantae, Streptophyta, Magnoliopsida, Asterales, Asteraceae. Bases 167 to 1903 code for a protein of 578 amino acids.